This is a messenger RNA of Hemiscyllium ocellatum (epaulette shark), 9853 nucleotides long. RefSeq names its product RNA-binding Raly-like protein. The coding region runs from base 106 to 957 and encodes 283 amino acids. Gene Ontology annotation, cellular component: nucleus. The transcript is spliced from 8 exons. The record is from RefSeq and is a predicted model, not a curated record. NCBI's taxonomy places the organism in Eukaryota, Metazoa, Chordata, Chondrichthyes, Orectolobiformes, Hemiscylliidae. Gene Ontology annotation, molecular function: RNA binding.
CACCACCUGACAACUGGACGUUGGGACCACAUAUCUGCAUUUUGAAAAGACUCAACGUCGUAGGAAGUUCUUCUGGUAUGCAAUCAAGGUCCCUCCUAGAGGAAAAUGUCAAGUAAGUCAGUGACCAGUAAUGUGACCAAUAAAAAUGACCCCAAGUCCAUCAACUCCAGAGUCUUCAUUGGUAACCUAAACACAGCCAUUGUGAAGAAGGCAGAUGUGGAGGCCAUCUUUGGGAAGUACGGCAAGAUAGUGGGGUGCUCUGUGCACAAAGGAUAUGCGUUUGUGCAGUACGUAUUUGAACGGAAUGCCCGGGCUGCAGUGGCUGGAGAACACAACAGGAUAGUGGCUGGGCAACCACUGGAUAUAAACAUGGCUGGGGAACCCAAACCGUACAGACCCAAAGCUGGACAGAAGAGGCCUGUCAGUGCUUUGUAUGGUGGCUAUGACUUUGACUAUGACUAUUACAGAGAUGGAUUCUAUGACAGGAUGUACGACUACCACAGGGUCCCCCAGCCAAGCCGGGCAGUACCAGCUGUCAAGCGCCAGCGCGUCAUGGUCUCCGUUCCCCGGAGAAGCAAGGGCAGCUUCCCCGUCAAGAGUGGACCAAGGUCAAGUUCCGCCCCGACCCCAUCAGCUGGGACAAAAUUGAAAGCUGAUGACCUGCAGACAAUAAAGAAAGAGCUCACCCAGAUAAAGUAUCGCAUCGACAGUUUGCUGGACAGUUUGGACAGGAUGGAGAAGGAACGCAAAGCUUCACCGGAGACGAAGGCGGAGAGCGUGAUCACGAAAGACUGUAUCCCUGGCGACGGCGUGGUGGAUAACCCUGACGAUACAACAGCCGACGAGCAGACAGAAGGUGACGCCAUGGAUGGGGCAGAGCUGGAAGGAGAUGAAAUCCUGGAGGAAGGUGAUGGAGUGGAGGACGACUUUGACGAGGAAGGCACGGAUGAGCUGUGAGUAACAGCCAACAGGGAAACCAGACGACAAGAUAAGAAGCAAAGAGGCAGCUGCAACGUCCAUCACCUCCACUCAACAAGGCACAGCCCAGAAUCUUCCGGACCGUAUGGAAGUGGUCUCACCAUUGGCUCCGGUGCGCGCACUGCCUUUUCCUGAAAACCCCACUGCUUCCUUUCUCCGAUUCUGACUGUGCUCGGGAAGCCCGCGGUCCCGUUUGUAUAAUAGCUGUACAUUUUCCCUCCCUCCUCCCCUCCCCGGAUCCCAGUGGGUUUUUAUUUUCAAUGACGACCAUUCUCGGUUUGUAGGGGACCGGGGAUGUUUUCUGAAAAUAGAUGUGAAGAGGGAAUGUUACACUUUACGAAAAGAAAAAUCUUCAUAACCGUCUUGUGUCUUGUUUGAGCACCUCCUCCUCUCUCCCCCACCCCCUGUCUGUAUAUGUGUGCAGAGUUGGUGCAUGAGAUAGCCAAGGUAAAGAAGGUGAGAGCUCCUUAUUCCAGAGACCUGAGGCCUUUAUUCCAGGCCUGUGCAAUACCGAGAGAGUGCAGCAAAGCCAACGGUUCUGCUUUUCGGAUGAGACUCUGAGCCGAGACCCCAGCUGCCCUCCUCAGGUAGACAUUAAGGAUCCCACGGCACCUCUACAAAGAAGGGCAGGUGGGGGCAUGGUGGAGUUUUAUUCCUUGAUACCCAUCAUUAAGACAGAUUACCUGAUCAUUGACCUGUUUGCUGAUUGUGAGAUCUUGCUGUCUGCCACUUGUGUGAUGCUUUUUGUUUUCUCCAUCAUUUCUGCACUUUGAAGGGUAUACAAUUGGCUGUGAAGCAUUUUGACAUAUCUAGAGGCUUCCAAAACAAGCUACGGAAAUGCACUUUUUUUUGGUGUAGGUUCAGAUGCUUCCGGCAUCUUGUCGACUGCCCAGCGUGUUGCUGCACGUCUUGCCUGGCAAAUCGGCGUUCAUCGGGUUUGAUCGGGUAGUUCCUCAGAAGGCUGUGCAUUUGUUUCCUGGUGCCUUUGCUGGCAUACCUACUGAUAAGGGGAUCCUAGGGGUUAUGAAGCUCUACCCACCACUGCUAGCAGAGUGGGAUGUAAAGUUAAUACGUUGCUUAGCCGUCUGUGCCCCUUGGCUUGGGGACGGGUGGAGGAUGCUAAUCUCAGGCCUCAGGCUAAUCACCAGGCAGUGUUGGAAGAGAAGAAGUGUCAAAGCAAGUGGAAAGGAGCCUCCAACAUCGAAAGGAGGAUAAAGGAAUGCAGCAGCAGAAGGGCACUAAUGGGCCCCUCAAGCCGAUUCCAUGAUUUCACUGCACCCACUAGUCUGAAUCUUAAACCUACUUACCACUUUGGUUCCAGACUCCUUAAUGUCAUUGCCUCUCACAAAUCUAUCCAUCUCAGAUUUGAAACUGCCCCACCUGAACCCCACCAAUGUUAUUUUUACCGGGACAGCGUUCCAGAUGGCUAUUCUUUAUGUAAAUAUAUCAUUUCAACUUUAAUUGUAAGUGGCCCAGCUUUGAUAUUUGGUCAUCUCUAUGCUGCCCCCCCCCACUAACCCUACCCAUGACCAUGACUGAUUCGCUUAUCAGACAUACUAGUUUCUAUCUAACCUAUCACAGUUAGAUCUCCCCUUAAUUUCCUAUACCCAAUAUAUAGUGUAUCCUGUUCCACUAAUGCCAUUCUGGUGAAUCUGUGGUAGAGCCUUUGUCUUUGUUGAGGCUGAAUGCAGUACUCCAGAUGGGGGCUAAUGAUUAUAGAAUCCCUACAGUGAGGAAACAGGCCCUUCAGCCCAACAGGUCCACACUGACCCUCCGAAGAGUAACCCACCCAGACCCAUUCCCCUACCCUACUACUCUACAUGUACUCCUGAUUGAUGCACCUAACCUACACAUUCCUGGUCACUAUGGGACAAUUUAGCAUGGCCAAUUCACCUAACCUGCACAUCUUUGCACUGUGGGAGGAAACCAGAGCACCCGGAGGAAACCCACGCUGACACGGGGAGAAUGUGCAAACUCCACACAGACGGUCACCCGAGGCUGAAACCGAACUCGGGUCCCUGGCGCUGUGAGGCAGCAGUGCUAACCACUGAGCAAGUUAUAUUCUAUCAUAUAACAGAAAUAAAAAUCCUUUUUGAACACAAAACCCAUGGUCUAGUCCAGCAGCGACUGUUCAGCUAAUGGGAUUAAAGGGUCACAGAAUUGUUAUGAGAGCUAGUCUGCCCAUUAUUGUCUGUGCUGGAUCUCUGAAUCAACAACUAUCUUUGUGCCAUUCUACUGCCUUCCCAGCAAAUCCUUCCUUUUCAGAGAAUAGCCUAACUCCCUUUUGAAUGUUUCAGUUCAACUCCACCUCACCCUUGAUCAGCAUUCCAAAUCUGAGCCACUCGUUCCUGUGAAAAUCUUAUUCUCACAUCCCCUUUGCUUCGUUUGACAAAUACAUUGAAUCUGUGUUCUCCUGUUCUCCAUCCUUUUAUAGACCAUAGGAAUGGGCCCUUCAGCCCACGCUGUUGAGCUGAACAUGACGCCAAAUUAAACUAAUUCCUUCUGCCUAUCCUUGGUCCAUAUCCCUCCAUUCCUUGCAUAUUCAUUUGCUUAUCUUAAAGCCCCUUAAAAGCCCCUAUCAAGUCUGCCUCUGCCACCACCCCUGACAGCACGUUCCAGACUUCUGCCACUCUCUGUGUAAAAAAACUUGCCCCUUCAAAUCUCCUUUGAACUCCCCCCCCAACCCCUCACCUUAAAUGCAUGCCCCCUCCCCAGCCCAGAAUUAGACAUUUCAACUCUGGGAAAAAGAUUCUUACCGUCAACCCUAUCCAUGCAUCUCAUAAUUUUAGAGACUUCUAUUGAAUCUCCCCCUGCCGCUCCAGAGAAAACAACCCGAGUUUUUUCAGCCUCUCCUUAUAUAACUCAUACCCUGUAAUCCAGGCAGCAUCCUGGUAAACCUCUUCUGCUCUCUAUCCACAUCUUUACUUGAAUGUGGCAAUUGGAAUUGAACACCAUACUCUUUCAUGAAUGAGAACAAUUUCUCUCUGUCUAUGGCCCUUGUGGUUCUGAAUAGCUGGGGUGAAGGUCACUGGGCUACCUACACUUGAAGCUCCAACAAGCUCCCUGUCCAUUCUGAAGAUUAGAUUCAUGCACUGCAUUGACAGCACUUUACUGCACAAAUGUUCCCUAUUGUUGUGUUACACUGGCUCAGUCAUGAUGAAUUGAUUGGCCUUCAUCUAUUCCAUUGCAGUUUAAGUGCUGUGUCAAGUCAAGCACAGAAAGGCAGCGUAAUGCUGGGCAGUAUGUGACUCACGUGUUUAUACUGCCCCAUCUGCAAUCCUCACCUGGCAUUGGUCUGUUGUGAGAAUCUCAAUUGUUGACAACUGGAGGGUCACUGGUCAAGAACGUUCCCUGUCACUGUGAGAUCAGCACACCACAAAGUGGGAGGUCAAACUGAGGGGGAGAUGGAGAUGGCAUUGAGGGCACCAGUGAUGGUGAAAUCAUGUGUCAGACCAGGAUAACUGAAUGAGAGAAAGGGCUGGGUAAAGGACUGAGAUGGCGAAUCACCCAGGGUGGAAGGUAACACAGGAACCUGAAACCAUCACGGCUUCAAAGAUGGGUUGAGAAUUCAUAUGUACCCCCUAAAAUGUGAUUAUUCCAUGUGAUUAGCAUGAACUAAUCAGUAAUGACAGUGGCUAGUCGCGGAAUUUUUAAUGGUAGUCGGAACUCAAUUCUGACACACUGUGUCACUCUGCCUCUUUUCCUGGAUUUUACCAGCGUACCACGGAGCACUAGCUAAUGAGGUGCUUGCCAAAAAGUCCAGUUUAAUUUCUUUUUAUUUUAAAUGAACAAAUUGACCCACAUCUUCAAAUUGUAACUUCUGUGAAUAAGGUUGCUGUCUCAUCUAAUCACCAGUGAGGCGCCACCAUGGAGGAGGAGGAGGUGCAGAAAUCAGAGUACAUGUUUUAUGUAUAUUUGAGUGUAUUAUACUGUUCAGUGUUUGGUUUCUUUUUUGUUCACUAUUUAUAGUUUUUGAAGUGCUUGUUUUUCACUUGUGACUCAUCCCCCGGCCUGUCCUCUUCCCCUUCCGCACCCUCCUCACUUGCACGGUGUUGGCUGCCAGGUUUUCAGGCCAUGCCUUUGUUGUGAGAAAGUUUGGACCUACUCUCUGCAAAGGACUGCUUCAUUUGUGACCUGGAGAGUGGGUAAAUGUUUGCCAGCCAAAGAGGGUUCAGCUAUUCUUGCAAAUGUGCUUGGAAAAUGCUAUUUUAAAAAGAAAAGUCACAGUACAGUCCAGACUGGUGUCGCGUUGAAUGCUAUCUGUACCUGCUAAUAUCAAAGGGGCAGUCUGAAUUGGAGUGGUGGACUUUUAACCAGAUCUCACACUGUAAAUCUCAAACUGCUCAUUCUUAAAAUGACAACUUCACUCAAAGAAGCCCAAAGCAGAAUUUCCCAAACAUUGCAACCCCAUGUACUUCAAACUUAGCAUGUUUCCCAGAUCCCAACAAAAAAACAAACCAGCAGCAUAUAUAUAAAGAAUACAGUUAUUAAACUAUGUGUGUUGCAGAUCUACACUCAUAAGUAAGAAAAAUAAAUAAAUAAGAGAAUCUCCAUUUUAAUUAACUUUUUAAAAAUCUUACUUUAUGCACGUUUCAGUAAAUCUCUCCCUAUUCCCCAGUGACAGAAGCCUCAGUGAAGGCCCCCUGAUUCCUGUUUCCUUGCCAGGAUGCCACUGCAUCCUGCUGCACUCUGGUGCCUGUCAUGAAGGCAGCCAUCUGAAUGUUGCACUGUACCCCCUAGAAAGAUGGCAGCCAUGCAAAUAUCCUGCUAUACUUCGCCCCCUAAAAAGAUGGUGGCCAUGCAAAUGCCUGGCUGCAUUUUCCUCCUAUAACGAUGAUGGCUGGAAAGAUGUAUCAUCACUGGGAGAAGCCCAGCAGCCCUUGCAGGGAAUUGAGAUUGCCACCAUAACUAUUGCUUCUGAGACCCUAACAAGGGUCACGACCCACAGUUUGAGAAGCGCUGGCCCAAGACUAUCGCGUGGGAUUUGUUAUUGGAGGUUUUAUCACGUCACCUUCAUAUCCAACUGUCCAGACUUCAGCUAUUGGUCAUUUCUCAAUGCCCACUACCUUCCAAGCCAACUGAGAGGUGAACAAAUCUUCAUGAUGUGAUUGGAUGAUCCUUGACUGUUGACCACGCAGCUCAUUCUGAAACACACGUUCAAAGAAAACGAAACAAGAGAAAGUCACCCACAAUUGAUUUCAAUUUCGUUUCCUUUUUAGUUUCCCACAGCGAUGUCCAUGGAGGUUAAUGUCCAACACCUGGAGACUGCAGUGCACUCCUGAAGUUUGGCAGUUCUAUAGAUAGCGUAGGGUACUUGAGCAUGGGCUUGAACUCAGGCAAAAUCUGUGAAGAUCCAAUCAAAAUGGGGCAUCCCAAUUGGAUUUGAAUAUAAUGGAUUUUAGUUUCGUUUCUACAAUGUAGCAGGCUCCGAGAGAUACCAUGCACUCUUGUACAAGUGCUGGAUGAUGCAGUCUGAAUGUUUCUGUUCACACACAAUCUUUCCUUCUUGGUUCUCUGUCCUUGCUGUUUCUGGUAAAGUGACUUCCAUCUUGAAAGUUUCAGUCAACCCACUUACAUUUCUAAUAGUCACAUUAUUUCUUGCUGUAAUUUCUAGCUUAAUAGCAGUGUUGAAGAAGAGUUGUUGGAAUAACAUUAGUCAUCUGACAAUGAUGACUUAAAGUGUAAAAAUUAAACUUCUAAAGAAGUUCAUUCAUGGGAUGUCGUGGUUGAUAGCAAGGUCAGCAUUUGAUGCUCAGCCCUAAUUGCCCUUCAACUUAUAGCAAAGUGUAUUUAAAAUUCAAUAACAUUGCCUUUGAUCUGAAGCAGGUAGCAGGACAACAAUAAGGCUGGCAGAUUCUCUUCUGAGAGAGGACGGCAAUGAACUUUUACAACGAUCAGUGCUAACUUCCCUGUCUCCAUGGCGGAGUCCAGAUUUGAGUCAUUGAAUUUCAAUUCUAUUCACUGCCUGAGCUUCAGCAGCAUCAGUCUAGUGGUAUUACCACUGCCCGACCAUCACCCUCUGUAAUAAAGAUAACUGAGAUGCAACACAUUAAGGCUAUUCUUUCAUCUAAUCUAUUCACUUCUAUGGUUACACACACAACUCAUCCCAGCCAACACCAGCCCAGCCAUUCAUCUCAUGUCAGGGCACAUGGUUACAGCCCCAUUGAUUUGAAUUGGAUUAGCUUUAUUGUCACAUGCACUCGAAUGUGUGUAAUGAAAAGUUUGCACUGGCGCCACUUAUGGCGCCAUCUUAGAUAAUAUGAAACCAAGAUACAGACACUUAAGUAUUUGAUGUAAAAUCGAAAAAAUAAUAUAUAUAAGGACCAGCAUAAGAAUGAAAAGGAAAAACAGAAAAUGUACUCAAUUUACUGUCCGUGUGGAAACAUAGCCUCCAGACCACACAGGGCCCAGUCUAUAGCAACAUUGGGCUUCAAAACUCAAGGCAUAACCACCCCUCGGCGGCUUCCAGUCUGGGACUCAACCACCCGCUGCGGCCUCCAGUCCAGGAUCCACUCUCCCGCGGUGGCCUCAGGUCCAGGACUCACCUCCCUGUGGUGGUCUCUGUCCAUGACUAACCUCUCCACGUUGGUCUCCAAUCCAGGACUCACCUCUCCCCAUUGGUCUCCAGUCUAGGACUCACCUCUCCCCAUUGGUCUCCAAUCCAGGACUCACCUCUCCCCAUUGGUCUCCAGUCCAGGACUCACCUCUCCCCAUUGGUAGCCUGUCCAUGACUAACCUCUCCCUAUUGGUCUCCAGUCCAGGACUCACCUCUCUCCAUUGGUCUCCAGUCCAGGACUCACCUCUCCCCAUUGGUCUCCAGUCCAGGACUCACCUCUCCACAUUGGUCUCCAGUCCAGGACUCACCUCUCCCCAUUGGUCUCCAGUCCAUGACUAACCUCUCUCCGUUGGUCUCCAGUCCAUGACUAACCUCUCCCCAUUGGUCUCCAGUCCAGGACUCACCUCUCCCCAUUGGUCUCCAGUCCAGGACACACCUCUCUCCAUUGGUCUCCAGUCCAGGACUCACCUCUCUCCAUUGGUCUCCAAUCCAGGACACACCUCUCCACAUUGGUCUCCAGUCCAUGACUAACCUUUCCACAUUGGUCUCCAGUCCAGGACACACCUCUCCCCAUUGGUCUCCAGUCCAGGACACACCUCUCUCCAUUGGUCUCCAGUCCAGGACACACCUCUCUCCAUUGGUCUCCAGUCCAUGACUAACCUCUCUCCAUUGGUCUCCAGUCCAGGACUCACCUCUCCCCAUUGGUCUCCAGUCCAGGACUCACCUCUCCACAUUGGUCUCCAGUCCAGGACUUACCCUCCUGCGAUGGCCCUCAAGUCCCUGACUUGCCUUCUCCUUUCCCAUCUGAGUAAAUUUUAAAAGUUUUUAAAAAUUUAAAAGGUCUUAGGAUAAACACAAACAGCAGAAAGAAAAAGGAGAUGAGCUCUGACAUGGGAGCCAUAUUGAUGUAGAACAAGGACAAGUGGGGACAUUGUGUCCUGAAUUUGAACAUAGGAAUUGGUAUCUGCCUCUGAGCCCAUUGAGCCUGUUCCUCUAGUCAAUUAAAUCAAGUCUGAUGUGGACCUCAAACCUAUUGAGGCUGCCUUAGUUUCCACAAUGACACCUAACCAAAGAAAAAGAAUCAAUGACAUUUUGAGAGAGUCAGUGCAAGAUGUCCACUACCUUGUCCAUGGAAAAAUCCUUCCUCAUUUUACUCCAAAAUGACCCAGCUCUAAUCAUUUUAAGACUAUUCCUCCAUUUUCUGAUUAUUUUUCCACCAGAGAAAAUGGUGUCUCCCUACUUGCCUGAGGAAAUAAUAAUUAAAGUAUUAUUUCAGCAUCAGCCCCUCAAAGCUUUUGAAGUUUAAAAGAAUCAAAGUUAAUAUAACCAAUGCUCAGUGUGCUUUUUCAUUAAUUCUUUCAUGAGAGAUGUUUGUUGCGGUAAAGGACAGCAUUUAUGGCUGGUAGAGGUGUGGGUUUUGGAAGGUGCUGCUGAAGGAGCUCUACUGAGCUGCUGCAAUGCAUCUUGUAGCUCUUCAAGUUCUGCUAUUUAAGUUCUGUGACCAUUCCAAUGCCAGUAUAUCACACCUGAGGUAUGGUGUGUAAAAUUAAAUGCAGCACCUCAGCUGAACUCCACAAAAGGCUCCAUAUAAAAUAUGGCUUUACCUUGCUUCACUUUGUAGCUCAAUUCCCUUGAGACAACAGACAACUUUCCAUUCACCUUUUUGUUUAUUUGUUGUACCUGUCCACCAAGUCUUGUACAUUUACAUCGAAAUCGCUUUGCUCCUCCACAGCUCCCAGUCUCACAUUAUCAGGGCAAUAUUCCCUGUCUCUCUCACAUCCAAAGUAGAUGAGCUAACACAUUGAAUACUGCCUGUUAUUGUUUUGCCAACUCAUUUGAUCUGUCUUAAUCCUUUUGUAAUUUCCUACUCAUCAAAGUGCCUCCUAACUUAGUGCAAUCUACAAACUGGAUAUUGUUUCAUCGACGUCAUUAAUAAAUCCGGUGAAAAGAUGGAGCCCUGGUCAACUUGGCACAUCCUGACAACCACAGAACAAACUUUAUAUCCAUCCUUUCUGGCUUCUACCUCCGAACUAAUAUCAGUCCGCUUUGCAAGAGUGUGUGGUCUCCUUGUUGCUAAUCUCUUGUUUGGAGGCUUAUCAAAGCACAACAAAGGACAUUAGAAACAAGAGCUUCCAUUUGUGAUUCAAGCCAAAGCAGUAGGGUUGGUUCCCAUUCUGUACACAAUAGGCGCCAUAGUCUUUUGCAUGUUUAAGGGUGUGUUACUUGUAGUAAUUAAAUGUACUCCUACGAGGGUAGAGUUGGAUUUCAUGUGAAAUUAAUAAAAUAUUAUAAAGAUUAGAAACUCUUUCCCAACUUUCU